AUGUUGAUGGAUUACGGUAGCGAAAGUCUAAUCAACCGCCUUUUUCCCUAUACAUUUGAAGAGAAUGAGAAAAGCCAGAUGGAUCAAUUCUUUACGACAAUGGCUCAAACGCAAAGCACUCAAUCCCCAAACUCUCUUCAUUCAAUCAAUCAAUCGCUGAAAUUACAAGCCGAUCAAGACGGCGUUGAAUCACCGCAAAGAAGGAUGACUUUACCAGCUUGUGCAAUUUGUGGAGCUGACUCGACGGGGAUCCAUUUUGGAUCUGAAGCCUGUGCAGCUUGUAGUGCUUUCUUUCGACGAACUGUUGUCCUCAACAAGCAAUAUAUUUGCCCGAAAAAUGGAAAGUGUUUAGUUUUUAAAGAUGCUCCAGGUGCACAAAAAUGUCGAGCUUGUCGAUUUACAAAAUGUAUUCGAGUGGGGAUGGAUCGUGGAGCCGUUCAACAACGAAGAGACGCAAUCGGGAAAUAUUCGGCUGAAGCAGAGGCGAAUCGAGAGAACGGUUUGAAGCGAGAUCGAGAGCCUGACGAAGCUGAUGAUGCUGAUGCGUCGAGUACACAUGACUCAACACCAUUUUGUGCGACAGCCUCAAGUCCUCGAUCACCGAAAUCUCCAAAAAUCUCUUCACAAAGCAGUGUUCUUGACGAAUUCAUCACACAACAUGAAGUACUAAAUCGUCGACGAAAACUCUUUUACACGUCUCGAUCGUUGAGCGACGUUUUUGACGAAAGUGCUGAGUUGGAACCCGUCGAGUUAUCCGAUUUCGCUGAAUGCAUGUUCCAAUUGUGGCAAAUUGAGCCAAGAUUAGCCGCCGAGUUCAUCUCCACAAAUCGACAUCUUUCUCAUCUACCAGCCAUAGAAAAGUCAAAACUCUUGAAGAACUUUAUGCUACUUUUCCAAGCUGUUGAAGAGCCAUAUUUAACAUGGAAAUUCUGCGGUUUCGGCAAAGACAAAUGGAUGAUGCCAAAUCGAACCUACAUCGAUUUCAAGAACAUCGACUACUAUUACAUGACUGACAAAUGCAUUAAGGGCCUCAAUUUGGAUAAAGAAACGGCUAGGAGUUUAUUUAUUCCAUCAUUUCAACACGCAUUGGAUGUUGUUGGGAGUCAAAUGGCAGCCAUGGACAUCGGCUAUACAGAACUCGUCGCACUAGCAUCAAUUUUAUUGCUAGAUCCAUGCAUUUCGGGGCUCGAUUCAUCCACGAAAGACUUGUGCUUUCGAUUACGGAAUCAAAUAAUAAAAGAUCUCUUUGUCGUGUACCAAAAUGGGAGUGUUGCUGAAGAGCCGGAAGUCCGUUUGGGAAUGUUGAUCAACAUCAUUUCUGGGAUUAAAGUUCAUGCGAUCAAAUCGAUGGAGAACAUGCUAAUGCUGAAAACUUUCGACAUUUGUCCUCGGGAUAAACUUUUCGAUGAGAUUGUCGGUAUUCAUGGA
Molecule: messenger RNA, 1428 nt
Organism: Mesorhabditis belari
Lineage: Eukaryota; Metazoa; Nematoda; Chromadorea; Rhabditida; Rhabditidae
Source: the annotation of a GenBank genome assembly